CGCUGCCUCGCCGGCAGGUUCGAAGUCGGUGUCGGUCUCGCCGUCGGUGCCCGUUCCCGGUUCUGCGCCAGUUCCCCGCCGACUCUCGGUGCCUCAGAUCCCCGUAGCAUUGGAUCGCGCAGUCCCAACGUCCUCUCCAAAAAAGGAGAAGCCCCCCGAACGUCCAACCAAUCCCCCAAGAUCCCGCAAUCGAGUUCCGCUCCGAUCAUCGAAAUCCCCGCGGGGAUCCAUCCCAUCCGGGAUUCGAAGUUUCUCAAGGAGUGCCGCUCCGAAGCGGUGAUUUCUCGGCCGAGGAAUUCUCGCGAUCCAGGGCGGUGCCGGGUACUCGACCUCGGGAUCGGUCGACCGCUUGAGCGCGACCACUGGGACCAAAACAUGGCCACGUGACCGGCGCGUCGGCAUGCGGCUCGGAUAAACACCGAACGACCCACGUGCACCCCCUCCCUCCCCCGGGCCAGACGCAGGAGGACGCCUCGCCGAGGCUGACCUUCCCGCGCCCGAGCCUACCGCCCGCAGUCGGGCGGCAUCGGCCGAGGGUGGAGGGUCGUGGCCGUCGCAGCGUCCGUCGCCCCCGGGAGAUGCGAGGUUCGGCGCGCGAGUCUUGAGCCGCAUGAGCACCCCUGGCCCGCCGACAGCGUCAGCGUCGCGCGCGUGAGGUGCCGGAGAUCACGGACGACGCCAUGAUGGACUCGGUGGCGGGAGCGGGGCCGCCGGCCGGCGUGCCCUUCGACCUGGAGGGCACCUUCGAGCCGCAGACCAGGGCGCGCUCGAACACGUGGCCGCUGCCAAGGCCCGAGGGAUACGUCGAGGGUGGCGCCGGCACCCCCGGCGGCAAAGAGGCCGUCGAGGGCGGUACGCCCCCCCAGCAGGGCCCCCUUCAGAGCGGAGGCAUCCUCCCAGUCAAGAAGAACUCGUCCAGGCGCAACGCCUGGGGAAAUCUCAGCUACGCCGAUCUCAUCACCCAGGCCAUCACCAGCGCUCCUGAGAAGCGGCUCACCCUCUCGCAGAUCUACGAGUGGAUGGUGCAGAACGUGCCCUACUUCAAGGACAAAGGCGACAGCAACAGCAGCGCCGGGUGGAAGAACUCGAUAAGACACAACCUGUCUCUGCACAACAGGUUCAUGAGGGUGCAAAACGAGGGCACAGGGAAGAGCUCGUGGUGGAUGAUCAAUCCUGAUGCAAAGCCCGGCAAAUCCGCCCGUCGAAGGGCCACGUCGAUGGAGACGAAUAAAUUUGAGAAAGGUCGAUGUCGCGUCAAGAAGAAGGUGGAGGCGCUGAGGAACCGAGGACUGCAGGCGGAUGCAACUCCGAGUCCCAGCAGCAGCGUCAGCGAAGGAUUGGACCUCUUCCCGGACAGUCCUCUGCACCCUGCAAGUGGUUUCCAAUUAUCCCCUGAUUUUCGCCCAAGAGCAUCCAGCAACGCGUCAUCUGGGGGCAGGUUGAGCCCUAUACCUGCAGUCUUGAGCGAACCUGAUUGGACGCCGACUUACACACCUUCGUACAGUCCUGAACAACUAGCGGGCAGUCUGGCGGAGACGAUGAAGCUAGAGUCCUACCAGAUGUACCAGACCUCUCCUCCGAGUCACCAGCAACAGAGUGGGCCCCCGCCGACGUACUUCGAGGCCCAGUACCAGCGCAGCAACUCCUUGCGCAGCGCAUCCUCCCCGUACGGGUUGCCGCCGACUCCUCAGGGCAGCAACCAGCAGAGGUGUCCCAUGCAUCGCCUGCAGCCCUGCGGCUGCCAGAUGGUCGGUAACGGACACCCAAACGGCGUGAUUCGCGAAGAUCCUCCGACUUCAACUUGUCUCUUCCCUUCGAAACCCAAGCAGAACCUGAGCCCGGUAUCCGGCAUGUCGCCCUCGUAUGCGCAGAGCGAGUCCAGCGCGGCCGCGAUCGGCAGCUCGCAGCAGCAAACUCUCCAAUACCUGAUACAGUCCCACCAGCGUCAGCAGCAGCAGCAGCAGCAGCAACAACAGCAACAGCAGCAGCAGCAGAGGCAACGGAACCAGACGGGUCCCGUGGGUCUCAGCCCGCCGCACACGCCUACUGCCUGCACCCCUACUCCCAGCACCAUGAUGGGCCAGAUCAUGGGAGCCCUCAACAACUCCGCCCUCCUGGACGAUCUUAACAUCAACAUCGAACCUCUCCACGGCGGAUUCGACUGCAACGUGGACGAGGUGAUCAAGCACGAGCUGUCCAUGCACGGGACGCUGGACUUCAACUUCCAGCAGGGGGCGAUGAGCACGACGGCGGUCCAGAUGAACGACACCGGCGUCGUCCAGGGCGUCGGCGUCUCGCCGAACAACAGGGUGAACGCCGGUUCGGGGAACGCACCCUCGGGGGUGUACGCCAGCACGAACGCGGCCACCUCUGCGGCGCCAUCUUGGGUUCACUAACGGUGAACUUUCCACCCUCGACACCCUCACCGCCAUCGUCGUCAGCGUCGUCAACGUCACCCCGACCCCCGAGUGGACUCGACGCUUUCCUAGCCGCGGACAACAACCUGCCUUGUCGAUCCGUCGACGCGCGAUCCUGCUCGGAGGGUGCCGAUCCGCAUUAGUACCAAUUAGUGCGCAAGGUGCUUCGUUACAGCCGGUAGGGGUGGAGGGAGACGGAAUCAUCAUUGUGUUCGAAGAUCACGGUGGACGUCUUCGGGACAUCCGUGGGAUCAGGAGCGAAGGAGGCCGGUCUUGCGAAGGAUCGGCCGGAUUUCCUGUCCAGAUCUCUCUUGGAACGGCGUUCCGCCGUGUUUAAGGAUAAUCGUGGCCCGACUCGAUGGUUUCUCGUUUGCUUUUUCCGUUUCCAUCGCGCUCACACCUCUAUUCCUUCGGUCUCUUUCUCUCUCUCUUUCUCUCUUUCCUCGAGCCCUCGGGUCCCUCGAACUUCCGCGAAGCCGGACCGAAGGAGGAAAAAAGUUUCUCGCUGUCUCUUCGCCUCGGACACGGACGGCUCGAGAAAGGCGAGAACAAUCGAGGAAACUCGGAAAAUGCCGCGCUAAACCUCCUUAGUUCAUAUCUCUUCCGACGUCCCUUCGUCGCGAGGCAGAUUCUCGAGUCGAAAUUUUCAUCCUAGAACCUCCAACCGGAGACCUUAGUCGGAUCUUAAGGGGAUUUCAUAAAUGAACUAUGAAAAUCAUCCCCUGGGCAGAUGUGUCCAUUUCUUCCACCUUUGACCCUAAACUGGGACUUAACCCUGGUUAACAGGGUACGUAGAUUUAACGCGGUUAAUUCUUUCUCUUUUUCUUCUGGCUGAAUUAUAUACACCCUAUACGUAAUAUUAUCACCUGAAGUAUAUCAUUACUGCUGGUAUAAAGAUUGUACGUAAAAAAGUUCACCAUAGUAAUCCUUUUUAUAAUCUCUACAGUAGCGGUAAUGACGCCCUGCAGGUGAAAGUUUCGUUGCUUGGUUUGUUUGUCAUUCAGCUUGAAAAUAUGUUAUAAAUUAUUACACCGUGUCUGAGUAAAACUUCCAAGAAAAAUCUUAUAAAAUUAUUUUUUUUUUUUUAACAGUGUGGAGGAUUACCGAAAGAGGUCGAAACAGGGCUAAAAUUUUGACUGGAGAAUUCCUAAGACGGGAGGAGAGCUAGAUAGGUAGAUAGACGUAUAGCUAGGUAGCUAGAUAGACAGAAUAGAUAGAUAAUGGAUGCGAAAGUGAGAAGGAAAGAGAGAGUGAGACGCGCCUCGUGAAUUCUUAAUUCAGCGACGUACGGGUACGAUUCAAGUCAAUUUUUAACGUAAGGCAAACUAGAUCCACCGGUAGCCGUAUACUCGCGGACGUUACGUAUAUUGAUAAUAAAUUAUACAUACGGAUAUAUAUAGAUAUAUAUAGGUAUACAUAUACAUAUAUACAUAGUACGGAUCGCGACGAGAAGCGCCUCGCGAUUAUGGAACGGCGUUGAUAAGAACAGAGAUAUGGAGGAAGGUGCUAAGUAACACGCAGAAAAAUGUCCGCGUACAACGAUCUCUGUCGGUCUGAAGUUAAGGGGAAGGUGAAAAAAAAUGCAAAAAGAGUAACCUCAUUGAGCUGUAAGGAACGCACACGCGUGCGAGCACAAUAAAUACGUGUACAUAUAAGGUUAACUGACGUACGUGGGGACGUGUGAUUGCGCGUCACGCGGAUACGUGUAUGCAUCUAAUCUAUAUACAUAUAUAAAUAUUAUACAUAGGUAUGCGCAGUGGAAGUACCAGAUAUAUGUAUACAUAUAUUCCACAGCGUAAACACAUUACACGUUCACUAGUGUCAUAUGGAUUUAUAAUAUAUACAGUAUAUAUAUAUACAUAUAUGUAUAGGUAAUGCCAUAGGGUACGCGUCGAAUUUAGGGCGAAAAUAGGUAUUUUGCGCGAAUCAAAAGCGAACGGCUAGAUGGGAGAGCGCGCCGGAAGCUUCCGACACCGUCUGUUUGUCUGCUUGUUAAGUCUAGAGACAAAGUAUUAAAUUGUUCGAUAUUUAAUUACGUCUAAAGCCUGGUUCCACACGCACAGCGUUUGGUAUCCGAUCGUUACGAUGCUUUGACACGUUCUCCGAUUUUUAUUCAGGUUCAUUGUUUAAUUCCUGCCCUAAGUUCAGGUCGUAACAAUGAUUUGUUCAAUGCUACUCGACUGAGUGAAUCGCGCGAACACUCGAGUUUAUGUUCUUGUAUCUUGAGUAUAAUGUUGGAUGUUCGAACGGUCCAGAGGUUUGUCGAAGGGGUGAAAACAGGCUGAACAGUUAAAACGUACAACUUGGUGAGCAAUUUAAUACAUUGGUCGAGCUGAUAGAGACGGUGUUAAGAGGUGUUGUUCGAUGUUCAUGUCGGGACGUUAUCGCGAUCCUUCGUCAGGAAAAUGGAGACGUUAGACAAUUCGAAGAGGUUGGCUCCCCGUUAGGAUGUACAAUGAUAGGAUGGAACUCCUUCGCGGAAUUAUCGGGUGCCCUUGCCGUGUGGUAAUUGCCAAGCUAUUAAUGUUACAGUAAGACGGUGAGUGUAUUUUAACGUUACGGUUAAGUGCACGGAUAGAAGGGAUGCGCGAAAAUUGAAGAUGGACGGAGAACCGGGCAAAUCCAUGUUUCGAUUGACCCGUUCUCCACUGUCCAUCGGUACAUCUGACAUGGCGGAUUUUUUUCCUCCUUUCUUUCCAUUUUGACGACCCUCGACUUGCACGGAUUUGCUGUUCUCUGAUUUUCUGGAAACUGUGAAAUUCGCGGGUGCUCCCACGGCACCGGAGAUUUAUAGUACAAGUGACAUACAGUGAUUGCACCGAGACAAUCGUUGUCGUGCCGGAUAAUAAUAGGAAUCGCGGUGGUCGAUUUGCAAUCUCGCUUUCCGUGAAAGACUAGACAAUUCGACUCGUAGUCGGAAUCGGAGUGAAACGAAGAAUCGCUCGGAGUAGUGCACCGAUGAGUUCGUCAAAUUUCUUUUAUGCUAAUACCGCCAGCAAUGAGCUCGAGAGAGAGACUCGUGGGAAAUUUCGGAACGAGCUCUAACUACCCUCCCGCCCUUGCGAUGCUUCUUUAUUUCCGAUUUUAAAUUAGGACAUUUUCUUCGACCUCCUUCGGAAGUGAUCAUUGGUCACGUAUUCGCCGUCGCGACUCUAUGAAAUCCCCCGGAUUGCUAAUUUCGCGAACAUCCAGCGAAGUUCCUCGGAAGAGGAGACCCAUUGGCACAUUUUCGAUCGUUACUACCUCGUCUCCAGGUCUCGUGAAUCUUUCUUUCCGACGAUGUGGAUUAAAGUAGCCGGGCACUUUUAUGACGUUUGAGAUUUAAACCGCACCGUAAUCGUCGCAUCUCCAAAACUCUUUUUUCUUAUAUCGUUUAUGUAGGUAAAUAUAAUCUUGUUAAUCUAAAUUCUCUUCGGCCAGUGUAAAUAAAAGUAAAAGAGCUUGUACGUUAUCUUGAGAAAAAAUAAGAAAAGAAAGAAACCAUCGUAUCUUCAGGACUCGUUAAUUUUUCUUCUUCUUUUUUUUUCCGGAGACGUGGAGAAACACGAACGAAUUCUUUUUUCAUUUUGGGAAACCUUAAAUAUUAAACAUGUUACGUGUAAAUCGCAUUUAUGCUCCUCUUAGUCCAAUCGUGAGUCACAUUCCUGUUAUUUGUAGCAUGCUGUCAAAUCGAUAGGCAAAAUGAAAGUACAAAAACUAAUAUAAUCGAUCGGAUUGCUUCGUAAAUGCGUGCGAAAACGGAUUCUCGCGAUUCGAUCUUACUUUCCCUUGUUAAUUAGAAGAGGAAGAAAAAAAGGACAAGUGAACUAAGGGGAAAAAUGAGUGUGUAGCUAGCAAGUUGACACGGUACUCCGGAGUAUUGCACACGAUUAGGUAGAAUAAAUAAUAAAAGAAUUGCAUGUCAGGGAAUAAGAGAAACACGGUCGUGAAGAGAGAAAGAAGGAAAGUCCCGUCAGCGGGAAAUCGAUAUUUAUCCGUAUCGAUUUCGACUUUCCACCGCACUUAUCGAUCGGCGGUACGUCCCUUUUGUCUUGUGCUAUUUUCUAUAUUAGGGGGCCCCGUGAGUUUGAGUCUAAAUUACGCUCAAAGUAUGAAGGCUGACAAUAAAAAAACGGUGUCACGUGGCGUGCGCAAUUCUCUUAACGUAGGUUGCAAAUUGUAAGUACUAGUGCCAUCCAAUUACCUAGAAAGUCAAUUUAAGGUACAACCAUUGUCAGCUUUCAUCCGUCAAUUAUCCACAAGGUUGAGUCAAAAUUAUGAUUAAGAUAUGAUAACUGACAAUAAGCCCGAGUAUCCCUAGACGAAUCCCCCUGCGCAAUUGCAAACGAACGUCGCACUCAUUCGGACUAGACCUCGUAAUUGACCUGUGAACAAUUGUCCGAAAAUUCAAGGUUGUACAGAAAUACAAAUCAUCGUCCAUCCCAGUCCUGAAUGCUUAACACGGUACACAGUUCCAAGGCCUAAUUGCAAAUCAUUUGCGUCAAAACUACCCCGAACCCUGUCGGAACUUUCUACGUAAAAGUGCGUACACUUCCUCCUUUGAUUUCGAGUUUUCGGACAUUGUAAGCGAGACUUUUUCAUCCUUAACGACACGUUCUCAAACCUCGGUCGCAUUAAAUCAAGGCGAUCGCUACACUGUUAAAAAAAAUUCAUACACUUUUAGUACAUAAGGUUGCAAUAAUAUUAUAAAUUUGAUGUCUUAAAAGUGAAUUAGUAUACAUUUGAUGCAAACUUCUAAAUAAACUUACGAUUUUAUAACAUUAUGUUAUAUUUUUGUGAAAUUCUGUGGGAAAAUUAUUAACUUUAUAUUCGGAAGUCACUUAAGCACACAUUAAUUAUAAUUUUCUGAUAUGAGUCUUUAAUCUUAUGACACUAUUUUAUAAUUGUGUCUUCUAAAAUUAUUUUAAAAUUAUAAUACGCGUAUUACAAAAUUAUUAGUUUUUCUUUUUUUGUGUUUAAUUUUACUACGUACGAAUGUCCUGAAAUUAUGAUACAUAUAUCAUAAAAUUACUGAUAUCCUUCAUAAUUUUAUUACAUACGCCUGUACUAAAUUUAUAACACAUGUUAUAUACUUUAUUUGAAACUAUGUUAUAAAAUUCACCGAAUUUUUUUAACAGUGUACGAUACAAUCGGCUACCACAGCCCAACCGCGAAUACAUACCAAGGAACUAUUGUUUUAUCAUUGAUAGUCAUAAUUUUGUCUCACCCUCCACUUUUCCAUCCGACAGAAGCGAGCUCUCGUCGACAUUGUCCACGCUACAGGACGUGGAAAAAGUUCCCGUAGAAAAUUCAAAUAGAAAAUUAAACUUCAUUCGGACGAAACAAUUGUCACCGAAAUGUCAUGUCAUACAUUUUAAGGUCGGACUUUCUACGGGAAUAUUUUUUUCACAGCACUGUACAGAGAACACUGGCCAAAGCAUGUCACGUAUGCACGAGAAUAUGCACUAGUGCCGCGUGUCUAGGGAGAACUAGGGGAAUUCGGGUGCAUCUAGAGAAAAGAAAUAGAAUGUUACUGCUAUCAGUACUCGCUCGUCAAUUAUGCUUCGGGUCAACAUGACAAAAGCGUGAAAACCGACACGAAAGGGCAUGUAAAGCCCGUGACCACGCGUAGGUACAUUCUCGCUGGCAUAAGUCGACAUGUCGUUUCGGCACAGUGCUAAGUAUGACAGAUCAUCGGUCCGUUUUCAUUUGUUGGCCGCAAUUUCGUCCCGUGUCGCUUAAUUAACGGACUAGAUAGUCACAGGAAAAGAGUCUAAAAGGCUCGCGAGGAGAUCUCGGCGUGGACUCGUGAAGAACCUAGCGCUACGUUUUCUUUCUAUUCUCUUUUUUUUUGUUCUACAUUUAGAAGCGGUUUGUGGGUAAACGAUAAUACUAUAUAGAGCAGUCUUCAAAGGGCCGACCUCCCUUCGCCGGAGAAUACUUGCAUUACUCUGUACUUUUACACGAAAAACCCCGUGGGACGAGGGGCCGUUUCCGUAAGGGUACAUAACUUGUAACUCGUUUUUAGUUGUAUAGUGUAUUAUUUUCUUCCAUUGCCCCCCCUCGGUUUCGCUUUCGUGUUCUAUCCCCCCUAUCCCUCUAUCACCUCCCGAUACCAACACGGACACGCAGAGUCACACAUGCGUACACGUUUGAAGAUGCGUAAGAAGUAGAUACCACUUGAAACUUGAGUUAUAUAUUUAACUUGGAUACUAUUUAAUAUAUGAUUCAAGCUUAUAUAAUAAACGGGUUGUAUAAAAGUA
Messenger RNA from Orussus abietinus, 8659 nucleotides. RefSeq names its product forkhead box protein O (gene foxo). The transcript is spliced from 7 exons. Gene Ontology annotation, cellular component: nucleus. The coding region runs from base 681 to 2396 and encodes 571 amino acids. The record is from RefSeq and is a predicted model, not a curated record. NCBI's taxonomy places the organism in Eukaryota, Metazoa, Arthropoda, Insecta, Hymenoptera, Orussidae. Gene Ontology annotation, molecular function: RNA polymerase II cis-regulatory region sequence-specific DNA binding; DNA-binding transcription factor activity, RNA polymerase II-specific. Gene Ontology annotation, biological process: regulation of transcription by RNA polymerase II.